This is a messenger RNA of Purpureocillium takamizusanense, 2021 nucleotides long. It is a transcript of the gene ERV29, whose product is annotated as ER-derived vesicles protein erv29. The transcript has 4 exons. The coding region runs from base 464 to 1372 and encodes 302 amino acids. The record is from RefSeq and is a predicted model, not a curated record. Lineage: Eukaryota; Fungi; Ascomycota; Sordariomycetes; Hypocreales; Ophiocordycipitaceae. Gene Ontology annotation, biological process: Golgi organization. Gene Ontology annotation, cellular component: membrane; endoplasmic reticulum; endoplasmic reticulum-Golgi intermediate compartment.
CAUCAACCCCAGCAAGCCGCCUGAGGUCAUACCGAAGGUAAUAGCUGGCAGCUCAGGUCCGCGAGCCCUCGUCCAUCCGCUAGUCGACUGAUUACCUACCUGACCUUCCUACCCUGUCCUCCCGUCCAACCCCUCAUCCUCACUGAAUCUCGCCUCUUAACCUCGACCCGUUCGAGGCCAUUCGCUUCCUGUCCAAUUCCUCGCGUCAGUCUUGCCCGCCCUCGCCUGCGGCUCACCCCCUCCCGCUCGCCGUUGCGCAUCGCAUCAUCGCCAGCCUCCUCCCAAGACUCGCCCCCCCAAGCGCGCCUCCUCGACCACCAGGGCCGCACCCUCCGCCAACCUUGCCUGUUAGACCAUCGUCGCCGAAACACCACCGGCAGCAGCGACGACGACGACGAGAACGACGGCCGCGAGGCACGAUAUCUAAACCGCAAGACACAUCAUCAUCAGAACGCUCGUCACCAUGUCCCAGCGCGGUCCUUCCGGCUACGGCCUCGGCGGCGGGUCUUCAUCCUACGGAGGCUCCUCUCAGCCCGAGGAGUCGAGCGGGAACAUCCUCGACCAGAUCCGGCCGUACACGAGCAAGGCUGAGGAUGUCCUCGACAACCUCAGCGAGCCCAUUAAGCCCUAUCUCCCAGCCAUUGGCCGCUUCUUGAUUGUAGUCACGUUCCUCGAGGAUGCCCUCCGCAUCAUGACGCAAUGGUCUGAGCAGCUCUUGUACCUACAUGACUACCGGAAAAUUCCCAACGGCAUCACGCACAUCUUCCUCAUUGUCAACGUCAUCGCCAUGGUUACUUGCUCCACCCUCGUCAUCGUUAGGAAGCACUCGGACUACGCCGUCGCCGGCCUCAUGGGGGUCGUCGUCACGCAGGCGCUUGGCUAUGGCCUCAUCUUUGACCUCAAUUUCUUCCUGCGCAAUCUGUCCGUCAUCGGCGGCUUGCUCAUGGUGCUCUCCGACUCGUGGGUGCGCAAGACCAAGGCCUUUGCCGGCCUGCCCCAGAUCGACGAGAAGGACCGCAAGAUGUACUUCCAGCUCGCCGGGCGCGUGCUGCUCAUCUUCCUCUUCGUUGGCUUCGUCUUCAGCGGCCAGUGGUCCGUCUGGCGCGUCGUCGUCUCCCUCAUGGGCGCCGGCGCCUGCGUCAUGGUCGUUGUCGGCUUCAAGGCCAAGUUCAGCGCCACCCUGCUGGUUGUCAUCCUGAGCAUCUUUAACCUCUUGGUCAACAACUUCUGGACGCUGCACCCGCACCACCCUCACAAGGACUUUGCCAAGUACGACUUCUUCCAGAUUCUCUCGAUUGUCGGCGGCCUGCUGCUUCUUGUCAACAGCGGCCCUGGACAGUUCAGCAUCGACGAGAAGAAGAAGGUCUACUAAAGGCCGCCGCGAAGCAGUCCGGCUCCCCUCAAGACUUGUACGUCCUGCGCCGCGUCCUGGCUGAGCGCCUGAAGGCCACGCAGGGCAGUAGCGUUUGGUUACGCCGGGGGAGCUGGUGUUUCCAAGGAGCUUCCUCGCGGACCAUAUUCACGAGCACGUCCGUCAUGAAAUGUCGAAAACAUCUCGCACACACACACAGAGACAAAAACACACAGGCACACACACACACACACAUAUAGAGGGUGCAGUUUUGAGCAGGGUCGGAGGGGACGCGAAUGGGGGAAAACAAGCAGUGUCUGUUUCAGUUUACAAGUUUGCAACGAGUCGGACGUGGUUGAGGCCGCGGCGAUGACGAGCUGUUGCUGUCUAGCUAUGGGUGGAGUUUUGAGUUGCGUCAUUAGGGCCGGUCCGCGCCAAAAGCACUGUUUGGUUGUCGUAGGAUAUAGUACCAGUAUAUGGUAGUAUGACAGGCAGCUCGCAACUUGUAACCAGGCGCGUCUCAACGCCGCUCAACGCCAGAAGACAGACGACCCAAAGCAGUUCGUGCCCGGUAGGUAGUACAUGCAGCAGAUGAUGCGCAUGGCGGUCAUGCAUAAAUCGCCUUCAUCACGUGAUGGUCGAUCUCGCGAGGGGCCCUGGUUGCUCGAGG